This is a messenger RNA of Theobroma cacao (cacao), 1769 nucleotides long. The record is from RefSeq and is a predicted model, not a curated record. Lineage: Eukaryota; Viridiplantae; Streptophyta; Magnoliopsida; Malvales; Malvaceae.
GGUAGCCAGAAAGAGCCAUAGUCAUAAUAUUGUUCUAUACUUGAGAACAAUUAUGGACUCUAAUGUAGUGCAAGUGAAUCAGCGAAGAUCAGCCGGUUAUCUCCCCACUGUUUGGGAUCCUGAAUUCAUUAAGUCCUUUAGCCUUCCCUAUAUGUAUGAGAGUGAUGGCACUCGUCUGGAGGAGCUGAAACAAACUGCUAAGCGCUUGUUUACAUCCGUAAAUGAACCUGAAGAAAAAUUAGAUCUGAUCAACACAAUUCAGCGAUUAGGAGUGGCAAAACACUUUGCAAAAGAGAUCCAGGAGGUUCUUGAUCAUGUUCAUCCGUAUAUUGUCAAUGAUCUCUACACCGUCGCCCUUCAAUUUCGGCUCCUGCGUCAGAAUGGUUUCUCCAUUAACUCGGAUGUGUUUAACAAGUUCAUGGACAGUGAUGGAAAGUUCAAAGACAGCUUAGGAGAAGAUGUGGCUGGGCUGUUGAGCUUGUAUGAAGCUUCUUACCUUGGCUUGCAUGGAGAAGAUGUUCUAGAGGAGGCCAACAAAUUUAGUACUAAACAUCUAGAAUUGGCAAUGGAGAAGUUGGGGAAAGAAUUAGCGGAGCAACUGAAAGAAUCACUUCAAGUUCCACUAUAUUGGAGGUUGCCAAGAAUGGAAGCUCGAAACUUCGUCAAUAUCUACCAAAGGGACAGUAAAAGGAACUUGGAUUUGCUCCAACUUGCUAAGUUGGACUUCAAUCUCUUGCUGUCGGUUUACGUCAAGGAGCUAAAGGAACUGGCAGAGUGGUGGAAGGACCUGAACAUGAAGGACAAGCCACCUUUUGCACGAGAUCGGUUAGUGGAGUGUUACUUUUGGGCAAUGGGGAGUGUUCCUGACCCACAUUUGUACAAAUGUAGGAGGAACCUGACCAAAUUUGGAAGUUUAGCAACAGUAUUAGAUGAUGUAUUUGACAUAUAUGGAUCAAUUGAUGAGCUUGGCAAGUACAUGGACGCAAUCAAUAGGUGGGAUCUUGAGGCUAUGGAGGAACUUCCAGAGUACAUGAAAGUAUGCUACUCAGGCAUGUACGACCAUGUCAAUGAAAUGGUUCAGGAUGCUUCAAAAGAUCUUGGCUUGGAUAUUCUACCCUAUAUCAAGGAUCAAUGGGUGUGUUACACAAGAUCAUUGCAUGUAGAAGCAGGACGGUUUUAUGAUGGAUACAUGCCAACUCUGGAUGAAUAUUUUCAAAAUGGAUGGAUCUCAAUCGGUCUUGCUACAGGCUUGGCCUAUGCCUUUUUUGGAGUACUAGAGGAUUCCAAAACAGAACAUUUGCCAUUAGAAUUCUUCGAGAAUUGGUCUGAAUCUGAGUUAUUUUAUUGGCCAUCCUUUAUUACCCGACUUUUGGAUGAUUUAACAACUUGCAAGCUUGAGAUGGAAAGAGGAGAGACAGCAAAUUCAAUCCAAUGUUACAUGAUUCAGGAAGGCGUGUGUGAAGAAGAAGCACGAGAUCACGUCAAAGGUUUAGUAAGUGACUCAUGGAAAAAGCUUAACAAGUUUAUUGCUCAUAAUUCUCUUCCUAUUGGCUUUGCCAAUACUGCAUUGGCAAUGACAAGAUGCGUUACACGAAUGUAUCAAUUUGGCGAUUGGUUUGGCAUUCAAAGUCAGGCAAACAAAGAUUGUGUGAAGUCUUCAUUGUUCAACCCCAUGUUGAAUUAAGACUUGCAUUGAAGACCCUCACAAGUCAUGCUAUUAACCAAAAGUCUAUCCCUAGUUAUUUUUUGAAUUAUGACAGCUGCAUACU